AUGAUUCGCAUAAAUUUUCUGACGAAUCUACAAAUAAGAAGUUGCAGGCGAUUUGUUACAAGUGCUUUUUUCCUGAAAACGAAGAUUUUAGACCAACCAUCGGAGAACGACAGAGAGUCGCCGCGAAUGAAGCAGUUUCAUGAAAAACUUAAAUUGCAGCCGAUACCAAAAGUGGGACCGCGGGAACGGUUCGUGGAUCUAGUAUUAGUGGAAACUGACCCGAGAACUGGAGAACUGAUAACAAAUAGCGAGAAAGAUCCUACUAAAUGGGGAGACUGGCAGCACGGUGGUAGAGUCAGCGAUUUUUGAAACGAGACACCGUACGUAUAUUUUUUUAUAGAAUGUCUGUAAGCAUAGCAUAUUUUUAAAAACCGGAAAGAAUCCUCACUCCUUGAAUUGCAAUGAUCAACUUGCCUUUGUAACUAUUUGUAGAAGAUAAAUUGAAUUAAAUUUGUUCGAUCAGCGCGAAGUAAAAUGACAUAAAUCAAGAUUGUUUCUUGAUGUGGAAAAAAAAUAUAUAACUGUUGGAUGUAUACGUAGGAAAGCACUUGUAUUAUAGAACGAAAAUUGUGGUGUCAGUGAGGUAAUAAAUUACAUUAUACAAAAA
Molecule: messenger RNA, 607 nt
Organism: Temnothorax curvispinosus
Lineage: Eukaryota; Metazoa; Arthropoda; Insecta; Hymenoptera; Formicidae
Exons: 3
Coding region: 1-309 (102 amino acids)
Source: RefSeq, a predicted model, not a curated record